AUGGACGCGGAAAACUUGAAUGAAGACUGUGAUAUUGGAGACUUCCAGGACCUCGAGGAUAUGAAUGACAUAGCAGCCGCAGGGCUGUUAGACGCCUAUCCGCUGGCUGACCAUUACAAUCCCUUCGAGACUCUCUCAGACAAUGCAUUCUUCGAGAGUUUCCGGUUCCAGAAGACAGCUUGCCUCGAUGUUCUGCGAACGACAGUGCCACACCUUCCUCAGAGGGCCUCCCGGCGCACCGGAGUUCAGCCAUUUAUGCGAAUACUUUUUACUCUGCAAUACUUGGGAACGGGUUAUCCGUGCAGGAGCGCCAUACUAACCCCUUAUAAGAAUAACCACAAUCCGCCGCUGAACCCAGUGCAAAGUCGAUAUCAGAACCGUCUGUGCGCCGCAAGAGUCGUCAUCGAGCAGGCCUUUGGGAGGCUGAAAAUGAGGUUCAGGAUUCUUCUAUCCGAUUACCGUGGGAAAGUUGACACCAUGCCGACUGUGUGUUUAGCAGCAUGCGUACUGCACAACAUGGCCGAGAAGCUGAAACAGCCGGUUCGCGAGGUCCCUGCCGCCGAACUUCGGCGGCCGAAGAUCCCCACUAGCAGUUACGUCAUGUGGACGACGAACCACUGA
Messenger RNA from Perkinsus marinus ATCC 50983, 621 nucleotides. RefSeq lists its product as hypothetical. Lineage: Eukaryota; Perkinsozoa; Perkinsida; Perkinsidae. Bases 1 to 621 code for a protein of 206 amino acids. The record is from RefSeq and is a predicted model, not a curated record. The transcript has 2 exons.